CCCCCAGCGGCAGCCAGCGGCAGGGCGAGCAGUUUUACUGCAAAACCAGCCCUUUCACUUUGCCUUAAACUGCAGUUCUUAAGUCUGAAUUCCUGCUUACUUUUUACCCUUCAGUUGAGACUGAUGCUGCGAUUUACCAGGGCUGUUCAGGGCCCCCGCACCUCACAGGUGUUCCUGGCCAUACCAGCCAUAAGAAAACUCUAGAAAUAAAAAUGAGGAAGGGUGAGGUAGAAGUGACACCAUUCUUUGAAACGUGUUCAGAGAUCCAGUCUAAAGGCUGCUGGAGGUUUCCCCCUUCAGGAAAGCAAACAUUUGAUUUCAUCCCUCACCAGGACUAUAGUGGGCCACCCUGCAGAUUGAAGAGGGAGUGAAAAAGCAGAAGGUGCUGGCACUUGAAAAUUUAAUCUCCACUGGGAUCAUCCAGAGAGAGGAAACCUCCAUGGAAAAGGAGAUCGCUGGCCACCGCCGAGGACAUUUCAACCUUGCUGACGCGAUGUACUUCUCCAAGAAGGGGUGCGAGGCAGUUGCGGAAGAUGAAGUCACCUGGCGGUUCUACUCGGAGGAGCUGGUAUCCUGGAAUCUACUCAGCAGAACCAACGCCAACUUGCACAAUGUCAGCUGGCAACUGACCAUUGUGUGGGUCUUUGGGAUCCUAAUUCGUGUCUGCUUAACUCUUUUCAGCAUCCUCUUGCUGGUCUUUGCCACUACAGUAGUAAGACAGUUUCCAAAUGGCAGGGUUAAAUGCUGGCUGAGCAACCAGGUUCAGAUGAUGUGUGCUGCAUUAGGUGUCCGAAGUCUGGGUGGUCUGGUGCAUUUCCACAACAGGGAAAACAGACCGCAGGGAGGAGGCAUCUGUGUAGCCAACCACACGUCUCCAUUAGAUGUUCUAAUCCUGGCCAGUGAUGGAUGCUAUUCCUUGGUUAGCCAGACACAUGGAGGGCUUCUGGGACUUGUUUUAAGAUCUUGCAUGCAAACCACUCAGCAUGUUUUGUUUGAACGCUCAGAACUGAAAGACCGUCAUCUGGUGAGGAAAAAAAUUAGAGAACACAUUGCAGAUAAGGCCAAAUUACCUGUUUUAAUUUUUCCAGAAGGUACCUGCAUAAAUAACACAUCAGUAAUGAUGUUUAAGAAGGGAAGCUUUGAGGUAGGAGGGACCAUCUAUCCAGUAGCCAUCAAGUAUGACCCCUGCUUUGGAGAUGCGUUCUGGAACAGCACAAAGCAUUCCUUUGUGACCUUUGUUUUUAAUGUGAUGACCAGCUGGGCUAUUGUCUGCAAUGUGUGGUACCUGCCACCGAUGGUCAAAGAGGAGGGAGAAGAUGCUGUUCACUUUGCCAACAGAGUCAAGGCUGUCAUUGCUGCUCGUGGAGGAAUGUCAGUGCUUCCUUGGGAUGGGGGGCUGAAAAGGAAAAAGGUCAAAGAGUCUUUCAAGGAAGAGCAACAGAAAAAAUAUUGCCAGAUAGUGACAGAAAAUGGAUCUAUGGGAAACGGAAGUGUUUGUUAAAUGGUAUUUAUUUUAUCUCAUUUUUCUGUGCUUAUCUCCACCAGAAAAUGGGCUAUUUUUUAUAUUAAAAUGACAUGUUUUCCUGCCGUCCCUGUAAGAUAUUUUCCAUGUGAUGACACAGCAGGGAAACCAUAAAGAGAUAGUAUUUUGUUUUAAAUAAGGGUGUCAUUUUAUAAAUAGAUUUACAAUAUACUAGGAAAAUUCUCUCCAAUGUUGAGUGAGAAGAAUCUGCAAUAAAAUUACUUAGGUUCAUUAAACCACAGUUUAAAAAAAAUCUUUAAGUUUCCUUGAAGACUUAAAUGUUAACUUCUUAAUAAAACAGCUCCAUACUUUUGGCCUCUAUCAAUGGCUUAGAGUAGCAGUUUUCCUGUGAGCCACAGGUGCUGUGCUGCUGUAGAGACAGACCUCCUGAUGCCAGAAAACAUUGAGCCAUUCACAAAAA
Columba livia (rock pigeon) is the source of this 1943-nucleotide messenger RNA. Its product is annotated as glycerol-3-phosphate acyltransferase 3. Gene Ontology annotation, biological process: triglyceride biosynthetic process. The record is from RefSeq and is a predicted model, not a curated record. Gene Ontology annotation, molecular function: glycerol-3-phosphate O-acyltransferase activity. Gene Ontology annotation, cellular component: endoplasmic reticulum. The coding region runs from base 440 to 1501 and encodes 353 amino acids. NCBI's taxonomy places the organism in Eukaryota, Metazoa, Chordata, Aves, Columbiformes, Columbidae. The transcript is spliced from 13 exons.